Molecule: messenger RNA, 3147 nt
Organism: Apis dorsata (giant honeybee)
Lineage: Eukaryota; Metazoa; Arthropoda; Insecta; Hymenoptera; Apidae
Product: RNA-binding protein 25
Exons: 12
Coding region: 260-2920 (886 amino acids)
Biological process (GO): regulation of alternative mRNA splicing, via spliceosome; mRNA processing
Cellular component (GO): spliceosomal complex
Molecular function (GO): mRNA binding
Source: RefSeq, a predicted model, not a curated record
GAACACAUGAGAAAUGUACCAUCAACCAUAGCCUUCUAGAAGCAAUCAGCGCAUGAAGCCGUAAUGGGCGAAAAGAAGUGAUUACAAGCUGACGGAUUGUGAAAGUGGAAGUUUCAAUUUAUGUGUUUAUUGUAAUAUUUCUUUAUCUCUAAAGUUCUAAUAAAAUGACGUAAAUAUUUUUUAAACGAUGGUUGAUGUUUUAUUUCUAUUUUCAAAUAUAUUAUUGAGGACACUGCCAUAGUAUUAUUUAAAAUAAGAAAUGUCUUAUCCUGGUCAACCUCCAAUGGGAAUACCAGGCAUGCCACCAAUGCCUUACAUGGUUGGCGCACCUCCACCAAUUAUUGGUGGUGUAAUGCCUAUGGCACAUAUGAUUCCAACACCCGUAUCUGCGAUGCAGACCUCAGCUCCAGCUGUGCGGUAUGCACGUAACCAAAACCGUCAUGACAAUAAUCGUCGUCGUGAAAGAGAAUCUGGUCCACCAGUUACUGUAUUUAUUGGUAACAUUAUGGAAAGAGCACCUGAUGUGAUGAUUCGACAUAUUCUGGGUGCAUGUGGUCAUGUUCUUUCAUGGAAGAGAGUUCAAGCUUUUGGAUUUUGCGAAUAUGCAGGUCCUGAUGCAGGUCUUAGAGCAGUUAGAUUACUUCAUGAUAUGGAAAUAGGUACAAAGAAACUUGUUGUCAAAGUUGAUGCAAAAGCUAAAGUUGUUUUGGAUCAAUUUAAAGCGGAAAGAAGAAAAAAAUUAAGAGGAGGUCAGUCACCUUUACAAGAUGAAACAUCAAUUGAAGGAACAGAAGGAGAAGAAGGUGAAGAUUACAUGGAUGAGGGUAUGAGAGUAGUGGAUGCAGAUGCACUAGCACGUAUUAAUCAAAUUAUAGCUGAACAUGCUGCUGAUCUAGAAAUGGCUCAAACCGCUCCUGAAGAACAUCAAACAAAAAUGGUUGCAAAAUCUUUAAACUUGGAUGAUGCAGAAAUAGAAGAAAGUAAAAGAGACUUGAUUACCCGAGAAAUUGGAAAAUUCAGGGAAGUUAUGAAGAAGCAGGAAGAGGAAAAGGCUCAAGUAAAACGGAAGAAAGAAGCUGUUGAAAAAGAAGAACGAGAAAAACGGGAAAAAGAGCGACGAGAUAGGCGAGAUGGCAGUAGUACUAAAGACGACCAGGAUGGUGAUCUUGGUAGUCCUACAUCUCAUAAGGGUCGUAGUAGUAGUACUGGAAGUAGUAGAAGAGAUAAACGACGGUCUAAAUCUAGAUCUAAGGAACGAGACAGGGAUCGUCAGAGAAGUGAUAGAGAGCGUGAUAGAGAUAGAGAUAGAGAAAGAGAUAGAGAACGAGAACGAGAAAGAGAUCGUGAUCGUGAAAGAGAACGUGAGCGUGAACGUGAAAGAGACAGAGAAAGGGAAAGAGACAGAGAACGUGAAAGAGAACGUGAAAGAGAAGAAGCGAGGAAAACUGAAAGAGAAAUUAUGCGUGAAAGAGAGGAAGAAGAAGAGGCGAAGGAAAGGAAAAAAAACGAAAGAAGAGCAAGAGAAAAAGAAGCAGCUUAUCAAGAACGUUUGAGAGCAUGGGAAACACGGGAACGUCGUAAACAAAAAGAAUAUGAAAAAGAAGCGGAAAAACGUCGAGCAAAACGGGAAGCACGAGAAAGAGAAGCAAAACGAUUGAAAGAAUUUCUGGAAGACUAUGAUGAUGAAAGAGACGAUGCUAAAUAUUACAAAGGUAAAGAACUUUCACGUCGUUUGGAAGAGAGAGCACUUGAAGCUGAAGCCGAUUCACGAGAUCGUUGCGCCGAGCGCCAAGAACUUCAACGUCUUCGCGAUAAACUUUAUGCUGAUGCUUCUCAUCCAGAUCCAGCAGCUGAAUUUGAAAGGUUGAAAGCUGAAAGGGAGGAACAAUAUAAGCCUAAACCGGUUAUUACAAUAAUUGAUGAAGAAGAUGAAAAAGUAGUGAAAAAAGAAAAGGAAGUUAUGCCACCUAUAGAAACUGAACCAAUUGAAAGUGAUAGUGACGAAUGUGUGCAAUUUGAUGAUGCUUCCCAAUCAGAAGUACCAUCUAGAACACCACCUAGACAUCAUCAUCAUCAUCGAAGACAUCAUCGUCAUCAUCAAAAUCAUCAUCGUGAUGGGGAAGAAAACGAAGAAGUUGUAGAAACGGAUAGAGAGAGUGUAAAGGGUACGAGAUCGUCACCUUCGCAUCAAACAGUAACAACACCAGUUCAAUCCAUUCCACCCACGUUAGACGAAGAUUCACGUAUGUCUCUUGUUAGUGAACCAGAAAAAACGGGUAGUAGUAAUUUUAUACCAUUUGCCAUGGGAAGCGGAGGAAAUCGUGGUGGUGAUCAUGGAAUUGGUAAUAAAACUCCUGCUAGUCCAAGUACAGCUGUUAAUGUUAGUUCACAACAAAUAAAUCAGAAUAAAAAGAAAGGUCGAAUUGACGUUAAAGAUGUAUUUAAUAAUGACGAUGAUGAUGAUGGUGCUAAUAAUGCAAAGAAACGUAAACUAGUUCCUUUAGAUUACGGCGAAGAAAAAAAGAAAAAAUCUAAUGAAGAAGCUCCUAAAGCUGGAAAAGAAGAAAGUACAAAAAGUCAAGAAGAGAAACGAAAACACAUAAAAUCCCUUAUUGAUAAAAUACCUACAGAUAAAAAUGCUUUAUUUGGAUAUCAACUUGAUUGGGCAGUAAUAGAUAAUACAUUAAUGGAAAAAAGGAUAAGGCCGUGGAUUAAUAAAAAAAUUAUUGAAUAUAUUGGAGAACCUGAACCUACAUUAGUAGAUUUUAUUUGUAGUAAAGUAAUGGCUGGCAGUUCUCCUCAGGGCAUACUUGAUGAUGUACAGAUGGUAUUGGAUGAAGAAGCAGAAGUUUUUGUAGUGAAAAUGUGGAGGUUAUUAAUUUACGAAGUUGAAGCUAAAAAAAUGGGCUUAGUUAAAUAAAUGAAAUAUCAAUUAAAGUACUAAACUCGACUUGAAAAUUUAUACUACACAUCAAACUCCUUUGGUUAAAAUGUACUAUUUAGAUUAUAUAUCCUAAUAUACAAUUACUUAUGUAUAAUUUGUAGGAUUUUUCGCUAGAUGAAAAACAAGGUGUUGCUGAUUGAUAGGUAAACUAAAUGUGUAGCAAUUGAAAUGUUAAAUACAAAUUGUAAUUACGAUUUAUAAUA